Vigna angularis (adzuki bean) is the source of this 858-nucleotide messenger RNA. RefSeq names its product E3 ubiquitin-protein ligase At3g02290. The transcript is spliced from 5 exons. The coding region runs from base 1 to 858 and encodes 285 amino acids. The record is from RefSeq and is a predicted model, not a curated record. Gene Ontology annotation, cellular component: nucleus. NCBI's taxonomy places the organism in Eukaryota, Viridiplantae, Streptophyta, Magnoliopsida, Fabales, Fabaceae. Gene Ontology annotation, molecular function: ubiquitin protein ligase activity.
AUGGUAAUAAGAGGAAUGACUAUUGAUUCCAAUUACUUAGUAGAUGUUGAUGAAAAUGGAAUGAUAUAUGGAAUGACACAACACCAUAGACUUCACCAUCAACCUAGUUACUCUAACAAUUUCAUUUGGGGUCAUUAUUCGACUUUGGUUUGGUAUCCAAAUCCUCCAAUCUCCUAUGUACAAGCUCCACCUCCUAGUGCUAAUGUAAGCUCAUUAGAAGAGAAUACAAGAAUGAGUCUCCGAAGAAGAAGACACCACCACAGAUUUCUCCAUCGGCAAUACCGUGCGCAAGAGAUCAGACGUCACUCCAACUUUCAUUCCUACGUAACUGCUUCACCAUAUAGAGUUCCAGAAACAACAAAUCAUUCAAGAAGUUCUUCAAUGCCCAUACAAAAUGCACCUAAUAGAGACAACAUGCAUAAUCUUCAUCCUCCUGCGUUUCGUGAAUUUCCUUCGUAUAUGAUCAUGGACACUGAUGACAUGUCAUACGAGACACUUUAUAAUGUGCAGGAAUUUCCUUCAUUAGGUGACCCUCAUAGUGAUAUGCGCUUGGACAUUGAUGGCAUGUCAUAUGAGGAGCUUCUUGAGUUAAGUGAAUGGAUGAAUGGCAACUCAGAAAGGGGUUUGUCAGAAGACAUUAUUGCAAGACAUAUGCAGACAAAAAGUUAUCUACUACUUGAGAAUUUGGGGGACCAGGAAUCUGAUAUUUGCAUAAUAUGCCAGGAUGAAUAUAAAAAUAAAGAGGAGAUUGGAAUUCUUCAAUGCGGACAUGAAUACCAUGCAGAGUGUUUAAAGAGAUGGUUACAUGAGAAAAAUGUUUGUCCCAUGUGCAAAUCAAAAGGAUUGACUAUUGAAUAG